Messenger RNA from Penicilliopsis zonata CBS 506.65, 408 nucleotides. RefSeq lists its product as hypothetical. The transcript has a single exon. Gene Ontology annotation, cellular component: cytosol. Gene Ontology annotation, molecular function: deaminase activity. NCBI's taxonomy places the organism in Eukaryota, Fungi, Ascomycota, Eurotiomycetes, Eurotiales, Aspergillaceae. The coding region runs from base 1 to 408 and encodes 135 amino acids. The record is from RefSeq and is a predicted model, not a curated record.
AUGGAGUCAUCCCCUGUGACCACCCAUAAUCCGCCCGAUUCCUUCCCGACGAGUUAUUCCCAUGUUGUGACUGUCGACGGCCCCGCGAGACUGAUUUACACUGCCGGCCAAGUGGGCCGCGAUAGCAACGGCCAAUUCGCCAUGGGAUUCGAAAACCAAGUGCGACUCGCGUACGAAAACCUGGGCCGAUGCCUCGAGAGCGUGAAUGCGAGUCCGCGAGACAUUGUCAAGCUGACAUGGUACAUUGCCAAUUAUGACCCCCUCCAACGGGCCCAUGUGGCCAUCAACGAGGCCUUUCUGGGCGGCCACCGGCCUGCAAUCACUUUGGUUCCGGUUCCCCAGCUUGCAUCCCCGCAGAUGCUAUUCGAGGUGGAAGCUGUGGCCGCCAUUCGAGACCGGGCUGAGUAA